Penicillium expansum is the source of this 417-nucleotide messenger RNA. RefSeq lists its product as uncharacterized. The transcript is spliced from 3 exons. Bases 1 to 417 code for a protein of 138 amino acids. The record is from RefSeq and is a predicted model, not a curated record. NCBI's taxonomy places the organism in Eukaryota, Fungi, Ascomycota, Eurotiomycetes, Eurotiales, Aspergillaceae.
AUGAAGGUCUUCACUCUAUUCAUGAUGCUUUCCACUGCUGGACUUAGCUUGGCAGCUACCUGCAAGGGCUCGAGACAGUGCGAAUGUCUGUUCCCCGAUCGCUCGCACUGCUGUCUCUACGGAUCCAACGAAGAGACCGGCGAUGACUACGAUUGCACAAAACUGUGUGCGGGCGCUAGCCGAAUUCUCCAAGGCAACGAGGAUACUCCAGUCAAGUGCAAUGCGGGCGGUUCUUUCGCCUGUGCCUCAAUCUUCACUGCGCAGACUCGCACUCCUUGCUACAACAACGGCGAGCCAAAGGCUAGUGACACGAACUCGGGAUUUGUGAUGGAGGAGGACAAGAUGGCGUGGAUGGGAACUGCGCCGUUGCAAUCCCUGCUACAUGCACCACUUGGAAGAGUGGCUCCGAGUAUUUAA